AUGUACUAUCCCGGGAUCACAACUUUUGAUUCAUGGAAACAGUGGCCAGAUACGCCUAAGCUGAUGGCCAACUCGCUGGAAGUCCUUUUGAUUGAUCUCGUGGCGGGAAGCGACUUCAGUGAGUUUGUGAUAUUUGCUUGGGUUCACCACCUCGCGUACCAGGUUCCAGUGCCGUGCCUGGCAGACAAAGGCGGCAACUUUGAAAGAUGA
This is a messenger RNA of Penicillium samsonianum, 210 nucleotides long. RefSeq lists its product as uncharacterized. The transcript has a single exon. Lineage: Eukaryota; Fungi; Ascomycota; Eurotiomycetes; Eurotiales; Aspergillaceae. Bases 1 to 210 code for a protein of 69 amino acids. The record is from RefSeq and is a predicted model, not a curated record.